AGUUGCGGCGCAGACUCGACUCGUUUAGUUUCGUAGAAAAGCGACGUGCGCGCAUGCGGCUUUUCCACCGCGACUUUUCCAACCGACCUGUGCGUUAUUAUUAUAUUAUAUUUUUUUAUUGUUUCUACCUGGGCGAUACUCUGCUCCAGUGUCCGAUGACUGGGCCAAAAAGCAUCUGUGUUUUUUGAGUGCAUCUGCCUUUUUUGCUGGCGAGUGUUACAGUUGUCGCACGUAAUCGUGCUGGCAGUUACGCCUCAGAAAGCAGCCGAAAAAGUAAAAUAACAGCCAGUAGUAGAUACAAGAUACAAGAGUAUCUGAAACACAUGCGUUACGCUCAGCUGACUCGCUGUGUGUCUGUGUGUGUGUGCUUAGCUUAGCUAACAAAUUGGUUAGAUAAAUUAAGCCAAAACUGCGAAAUUCGCGAAUAAAAAAAAUACAACCCGAAAGCAAGCUGAAACUGAAAGUAAACAGUGCCGCGCAAAACUAGUAAAUGCCUAAAUUUUAAAAUAAAAUAAAACAAAACAUAUAUAUAGAGAUCACAUCGUAUCAUAUCCCCGCUUCUUCCCCCGCGGCUGACCGAAAUAUGUCACAAUUCCGCGAUAAUUCAUGGCUCGCCAAUGCGCGAUCCUAUGGCGUUUUGAAGAGUCUGCGGAGCUCGGCUCGUUAUGCCAAGGCCAAAUCCAAGUCGGCCAUUAAUCUCAAUGCCCACCUGAAGAAACAGCAGAAGCAAGAGGAAGAACAGCACCCGGAGAAGAAGAAGAAGAACGAGGGGAAGAAAAAACUCAGACAGAGCCUGAGCGAGGAUCAGCCGAUCUAUGCGAAUGUGGAUGAGGUUAUACCGAUCCAUCUAGAAACCACAACCGAAGUCGAUGCUCUAAUGGGUAAUGCACAGGCUUCCAAGAUGAACCACCUGCGGGUGCACAAAGUCAAGCUGGGCGGCAAAGAUAAUGCCGCCAUGGCCGAUUUACCCCAAGCCGAUAAUGCCAAUAACAACAACAAUGUCGGAAACAACAACAACACUCCCAGUGGCGGUGCCAAGGGAUUUCUGAACAGGAUCAAGCGUUACUCGGUGCUGGGAAAUAAGCUGGGACGUCGUAAUCUCGGCAGUAUGAACCUGAAUCCAAAUCCAUCCAAUAAUCCCGGCGACAAUGCUGUUUCGCCCAAAAAACUCCAUACUGGUAGCUAUGACAUGACCGGCAGUCAUUCGGAAGAUCAUCGCCUGGAGAUCGGAGCUCCGAUCUUGAUAUCCACCACCACUCUGGAUACGGAUCGCUUCGAUGUCACAGAGGCGAGACUCAAGCAAAUUGGCGGCGGCAUAGCCCUGAACUCCAAUAUUGUGAGGACCCUGACGCCCAGGAGUUCGGAUGAGGAUGAGUUUGUGGACGCCAGGAGCAGUCCGCAGGAAAUGGAGAGGGGUGAGGACCCUCGCAAGCCAGAGAUCUUGGAGAACCAUAAGGAUCCCGACGAUCCCAUGGAUUCCAAGAACACCGACGAUCUCAUGGAUCCCAAGAAUCCCGAUGAUUCCAAGGAUUCAGAGAAUCCCAUAGCAUCCGAGAUACCGCACCAGGAGGAGAAGAAAGAUCUAGAUGAUCUGGAGGAACCUGAGCUAUUUGAGACCCCCAAACACCAGGUGGAGGAACAGCAACCGAAAGAGGUUCUCCUGGUUCCUCAGGAGGUGAAGCGCCCCAAGACCCCAGUGCCCGCUGUCAUGCAAGUUCCAAUGAGACGACCACGUGGCCGUCAGCAAAAGCAAUGGCAGUCGGUGCAGAACCUGCAUCGCAGCGAACUUAUGGUUUACCUACAGAAGUCCAAUUCGAUGGCGUUGGACAUGAAUGUGACUGCCCCAGCCCAACUGGGGGUGGUGGACAUGAAUCUGCCCCAGUUGCCGGAGCUCUAUGGAGCCAGCGAACUCAGUCUGGCGGCCAGUGAUAACAAGGAGAAUCAGCCGAUGGCGAUGCCUUCCGCAGAACGGUCGCCCAUACCAAAUGCUGGCUUCUUGGCCCAACAGCCGCACUUCAAGAGCCUGGACUCGUUCCAGCUGAACUCCCACUCCCACCAGAGCUCCCGCCACAGCUCCCACCAGGGCUCCCACCCGAGCUUGGCCUGCAGCAGCAGCAAUGGGGAAUACGACUUUGACCUUAAGUCGGUCAGCUAUCAGAGCCUGAAUCCCCAGAAUCUAUUUGUGUCCAUUGACGAACUGCAGGAGCUGACUCGGCAGAUCAACGAAACGGAGGAGUUUGGCAAGGAGAUCGAUCUGGAGUACUGCACGCACCGGGAUCAGUUGAAACCGAGCGAGCGCAGGAUCACCCUGCUGAAGAACAAGAAUCAGUCGCUGAUCAAUUUCAAUCACAACAAGGAAAAGCUGCGCAAGGGCUGGCACGGUAUGAAGCAUUGGCUGGGCGAGGAGGGCUCCAAGAUCAAGGAGGCAGUGCGUCAGCAGACGCCGCUCAAGCGUUUGGCCCAAUCCCGGAGCAAUCUGAAUCAGUCGACGGCGGAUGCCAGUCGUACGUCCAUGUCGCCGGAACGCAGUCGCCGCGAAAUGACCGAGAGCUGCGAGGAUGUCACCGAUCGCACCGAAAUGGAGUCGUCCGUUUCGCACCGGAACAGCGAGGAGGAUUUGUCGCCGAAUGCCAAGCGGUUCAAGGAUGAGGGACAGAACGGCUUCGAGGAACUCCGGCGAUAUGUGAAACAGGGCGGCGACUUCAGCAAGGAGCUCAUUUUCGUCCUGCAGGAGAGAGCCGACUCGGAGCUGAUCUACUCCAAGUCGCUGUCGAAGCUGGCCAGCAAGCUGAACAAGGCCGGCAGGGAGAUCCCCGGGAGCGUGGCCGACGCCUGGCGUGGCGUGGCUACGGAGAUGGAGAGCCGCAGUGACAUCCAUCGCCAGCUGGCGGUCUCGCUCACGGAUGAGUUGGUCAAGCCGCUCAAGAGCGUCGUCGAAGGACACCACAAGGCGCGCAAGGCGGUGGAGAGCAAUGUGGACAAGGCGUCCCGUCUCUUGGGCGAAUGGCGGGCCAGCGAGGCCAAGGCGAAGAAGGCAUCCCAUACAGCGGCCCGCGAGAACGAGAAGCUCCAGGACGCGAUGCUGGACGUGCGCAUUCAGAAGUCCCCAUCGAUCGCCCUGCUCCACCAGGGACCCAAUAAGCAGGCCGCCGAGAAGGAGCUCAAGUCGGCGGAGAAGGAUUGCGUCAAGCUGGACAACAAGCGCAAGAAGGCCGAGGAGGCAGUGAAGCGGGCAGAUGUCGAAUACUACACCCUGUGCGUCCGGGCGGAGCGUGCCCGUGUCGACUGGGAGAUGGCCGUGCUCCGGGGAAGCGCCCAAUUGCAGAGUAGCGAGCAGCAACGACUAGGCAAUAUGCACAACUUUGCCCAGCAGUAUGCCCGACUCAUCUCGGACAUGAAUCCGAUCCUGGGGGGACUAAACAAUCGCCUACAGCCGCAGCUGGAGGCCUGCAAUGUGGCCAAGGACAUGCAGGUGGUGCGCCACAUCCGCCGCAACUCGGAGGGGCCCAGUGAGCAGCUGCUCCCCGAUUUUUACUGCGAGCACACCACGCUGGCCAUGAACCGCGAGCGGCGCAAGCACGCCCUGAUCAAGCUACUCCAGCUGGUCAAGACGGAUCUGGAGCGCGAGCGUCGCUCCCGCGACGGAUUGAGGGGCCUCUCUCAAUCGCUCAACCACCAGGAGCACCAGAACAUUACCGACAAGCUCUAUCACAUCCGCUCUAUGUUGACUUACUUGGAGGGGGCCCGACUCAAACUGCACUCUGCCCUCUUGGAGCUGGACCACAAGCCAAGGACCACCCAUCCGCUGGCCCAGCACAUUCAGAUCACCCGUGACCGCACUGGAUUGCAGCAGAGCAUCCUAAAGGUGCCCAACUGGCUGAAGAACAACGACAAGUCGCAGACACAGCAAUCGACCAGCAUGCUGGCGAACGAUGUCACCGAUAUAACCGCUAACCACGAGGAUGAGCUCCCCGAGGAGAACUGCUCCCACCUGCACAGCAGCAGCAAUAGCAACAACAACAGCAACGGCUCCUGCACUGACAUUAGCUCGGUGGUAAAGCAGUUCAACCGGAGCAAGAGCAACAUCGAGACCAACUUCACCAGCCAACCAAAGAUAAUCUCGACCACAAAUGCCGCGGUGGCCGCGUCCGUAAAGUCCAAAACUCUGGCCAAUCUGCAGGAUGGCCAUCACAAUCACCAUCACCAUCACAAUGAUCGCGGCCAGGCGGAUGGUGGAUCCAAUCAGCAGGACUCUGAUUUCGAUGAGUUCAGCUCGCAGGACGAGGAUGAUGAGCCGGAAAAGCCACAGCAGCUGCAAAAUCCAGCCAUCAAGGCCCAAAUGCAGACGCAGCAUUUCUACCAGAAUGCGCAGGAUCUGCAGAAGAGCCAGAAGGACGGAUCCGGUCCAAUACUGGGGCGCUGCAAGGCGCUCUACAGCUACACCCCGAAGCUCUACGACGAGCUGGAACUGAGUCCCGGCGACAUCAUCGAGGUACAUGCCAAGCAGGACGACGGCUGGUGGCUGGGUGCUCUGCGCAACCACGUCGGCAUCUUCCCGGCCACCUACGUGGAGGAGUGCGCCUAAGCGCAGAUACCAGAUGCCCAGGAUCCCUCCAUAGCUAUACAUACAUAUAAGAGCGAAUGAGUGUGUGCGACUGCCAGAAGAGUGCGUGUUUGUUGUGGAGCGAUUUGUUUGACAUGAAACCAUUGAAGGCGGAAAAACGUAAUCCCAAGGAGAGCCCAAGGCUAUUUUUCAUAUUUCAGGCGUAAAAUCAACUUUGAAACUGCCACCAUUUUCUAUAUAUAAUCUUGUAAUCAAUAUCACUCUGUAUUCAACCCACAAGAAACAACAAGGAAACACUUGUUUGGGUAUAUUUUCUCUAAGAACAAGCUGUCAUAUUGGCAUAUGUUUUUUUCAAAAAACUAUUCGAAAAACGUAAUCCCAAGGAGAGCCCAAGGCUAUUUUUCAUAUUUCAGGCGUAAAAUCAACUUUGAAACUGCCACCAUUUUCUAUAUAUAAUCUUGUAAUCAAUAUCACUCUGUAUUCAACCCACAAGAAACAACAAGGAAACACUUGUUUGGGUAUAUUUUCUCUAAGAACAAGCUGUCAUAUUGGCAUAUGUUUUUUUCAAAAAACUAUUUUCUUGAAACGAAAAUUAUUCAUUUUUGUUAAAACAUUUUCUUUUGUAAAAAUGAUACAAUUUUGCCUAACUUAAAUAUGAACUUCCUUAGCCAAUCGGAAAGGCUUUCUGUUUUUUCAUAACUUUUUCUUGGUAGACAAGUAAGAUAAAUACGUUGUUCAAACGAAAUUCUAAUAUCAAAGUGAGUUGAGAAACAGAACUUACGAAAUUUCAAUUUUGACAUUUUGCCUUGGAGUAAAUACUUCUUGAUUUCUUUAAGAUUACCCAAUCACGAGUACUUUUUAUGUUUGUCGCAAUAGAACCGUUUUUAAUUUUAUAGCCGUCCAAAAUUAAGCCUAUUAUUUUAUUAUUUGUUUUCUUGUAAAGAUUAUGUUUACCUAUGUUUUUUGUCUCAAACAAAUCGAGCUACCUUAGUCUUACACAGUUAGUUGACCUGAUCUUGACAAGAUUCCGAUCCCAGGACAGGCCUUUGCAUUAAGCAUACUAUGUAAUCUACGAGUAACGAUUGUAUUAACUUAUAUACUUUUUUUUAUUUUUUUAAUUACCAAAUACAUAUACUUUAUAUUUA
This is a messenger RNA of Drosophila suzukii, 5709 nucleotides long. It is a transcript of the gene Nost, whose product is annotated as Nostrin. Lineage: Eukaryota; Metazoa; Arthropoda; Insecta; Diptera; Drosophilidae. Gene Ontology annotation, molecular function: protein binding. Gene Ontology annotation, cellular component: plasma membrane; cytoplasm. The record is from RefSeq and is a predicted model, not a curated record.